Messenger RNA from Alnus glutinosa, 1862 nucleotides. Its product is annotated as heterogeneous nuclear ribonucleoprotein 1-like. The transcript is spliced from 2 exons. Lineage: Eukaryota; Viridiplantae; Streptophyta; Magnoliopsida; Fagales; Betulaceae. Bases 16 to 1281 code for a protein of 421 amino acids. The record is from RefSeq and is a predicted model, not a curated record. Gene Ontology annotation, molecular function: RNA binding.
UUUUUUCAUGAUUUGAUGUUAACACCUGUAUCUAAUAGUUCUUUACUUCAACAUCACAUUGUAAGUACUUGUUUUACGUUUCUUCAGGUUGAGGCUAAGAGGGCCUUAUCAAGAGAGGAGCAGCAAACUUCUGCCAAAGCUGGAAAUGUUAAUCCUGCUCGGAACUAUGGGGGUGGUGGAAGUUUCAGAACCAAGAAGAUAUUCGUUGGAGGAUUGCCUCCCACUUUAAGUGAAGAAGGCUUCCGUCAGUAUUUUGAGGCUUAUGGAAAUGUAACCGAUGUAGUAGUCAUGUAUGACCAGAAUACUGGACGACCUCGCGGGUUUGGGUUUAUUACCUUUGACGCUGAAGAAGCUGUUGAUAAAGUUUUACACAAAAACUUUCACGAUUUGAAUGGUAAGCAAGUGGAAGUAAAGCGGGCUCUUCCUAAAGAUGCAAAUCCUGGUGGGGGUAACCGUUCUAUGGGUGGUGGGGCGGGGGUUGGUGGUGCAGUUGGUAGUGGUUAUCAGAGCUAUGGGGCAUCUGGUGGCAACCCAAAUACAUAUGAUGGUCGAAUGGAUUCCAAUAGGUACAUGCAGCCACAGAGUACUGGAGGUAGUUUUACUCCCUAUGGUUCCUCUGGGUAUAGUGCACCUGGCUAUGGGUAUGGUCCUGCCAGUAAUGGCAUUAAUUAUGGUGGUUAUGGUAGUUAUGGUGGUGCCAAUACUGGGUAUGGUGGACCUGCUGGUGCAGCAUAUGGAAACCCAAAUGUCCCUAGUGCUGGUUAUGGUAGUGUUCCACCUGGUGCUCCUAGAAGUUCAUGGAGCACUCAAGCUCCGUCUGGAUAUGGUGCCAUGGGUUAUGGGAGUACUGCUGCUUGGGGUGCUCCAAGUGGCAGCACUGGUACUGCUAGUGGUGGCCCAGGGUCAGCACCUGCAGGGCAGUCGCCCAGUGGAGCCACUGGGUAUGGGAAUCAAGGUUAUGGCUAUGGUGGGUAUGGUGGAACUGAUGGGUCUUAUGGGAAUCCUGGUGGGUAUGGUGCAGUUGGAGGGCGUUCUGGGAGUGUCCCAAAUAAUAAUGCUGGUGGUCCAGGUGGGGCAGAACUACAAGGUGGUGGUGGUGGCUACAUAGGAAGUGGCUAUGGUGAUGCAAACGGAAAUCAGGGGUAUGGAAAUGCAGCAUGGAGAUCUGAACAAUCUCAAACUUCUGGAAAUUAUGGUGCUCAGGUGAAUGGUCCUCAUGCUGCGCAGGUUGGCUAUGGUGGUGGGUAUGGGAGUACUCAGGCCCGACCUCAACAACAGUAAUUAUGAUGGCUACAAGUCCAACUGGAUCUUGAUCUUUGUUUCUUGACCACGAGGGUCAAAAUUGUUUUCCGUGCCAAGCAGCAGGAGUAGCACGAGUUGAAUGUCAAUACGCUUUGGGACCGGAGAGAUGCACGAGGUCUAAAGUGGAGAGAAAGUGUCCACUCAUGGCUGAACACGAGCUUCGUCGUGGGGGCGGGGGGAAGUGUUCAGCGUGGAAUGGAAUUUGAGGACUUUGAUCAGUUGAAAUUACAGAUUUACCUGGGCAGGUCAUUCUCCAGCCUGGUCAUGCCAACACUCAAAUUUUGCUGAUUCCAGGCAUUUCAAGUGAUAAACUUCCUGAUCUUCACUCAGGUGUGGUGGACUGGUGGAUUUUGUGUGGUGAACAGCUUACGGUAUGUAGACUUAAGUGGUUAGAGGUGUCUCACUCAUAAAUUCAUUGUGACCUAAUUGCUUAGGCUACCUUUUGAUUUGGAAUAUAACAUGGUAUGUGGUUCAAGAUGUUCCGAAGUACUGAAGAAUGUGUCCUUGUUUAAAACAGUUUCCAUGAAGUUUCAGAAUGAAGUUAAGGACUUCUAUGGCUA